This is a messenger RNA of Physeter macrocephalus (sperm whale), 603 nucleotides long. RefSeq names its product serum amyloid A-2 protein-like. NCBI's taxonomy places the organism in Eukaryota, Metazoa, Chordata, Mammalia, Artiodactyla, Physeteridae. The coding region runs from base 70 to 462 and encodes 130 amino acids. The transcript has 4 exons. The record is from RefSeq and is a predicted model, not a curated record. Gene Ontology annotation, cellular component: extracellular region.
UCCCAGGCAGGCAGCACAGGAAGCUCAGCUUCGCCGGGAGCCUCAGCAGGAAGGCACAGCCAAAGCAGGAUGAAGCUUUCCACGGGCAUCAUUUUCUGCUUACUGAUCCUGGGCGUCAGCAGCCAGAGAUGGGCUACGUUCCUCAAGGAAGCUGGUCAAGGGGCUGAAGACAUGUGGAGAGCCUACUCUGACAUGAGAGAAGCCAAUUACAAAAAUUCAGACAAGUACUUCCACGCCCGGGGCAACUAUGACGCUGCCCAAAGGGGACCUGGGGGCGCCUGGGCUGCUAAAGUGAUCAGCGAUGCCAGAGAGAAUGUUCAGAGAGUCACAGACCUUUUUAAGCAUGGAGACAGUGGCCACGGACUGGAGGACUCGAGGGCCGACCAGGCUGCCAAUGAAUGGGGCCGGAGCGGCAAAGACCCCAAUCACUUCAGACCUGCCGGCCUGCCCGACAAUUACUGAGCUGCCUCUCACUCUGCUCAGGAGACAGGGCUCAAGCGAGUGGGGACAGUGCUGAGCUAGGUUGCUGUAUUCUGCAUCUGUAGUUCUUGAUAGUUGAUAAAGAGCACAUAAAAAUGUUUAACAAAUGCUUGUGAAAUCCAA